AUAGCCCUGAACCAACCAAUGCCUUGUAAGUGAGUUUGUUAGGUGGAAACUGCUGUUGGUUUGUUUAUGUCCCUUUAACUUAGCAGUUCAACAAAACAGAAACAAUAGUGCCAGACUUUCAACAAAACAAAAAAGUUGAUUUCUUUCACUAGAACCCCUUCAAAGUGUUGCUCCAGCAUUGCCUCAGUUCGAUGACUCCCACAACUUAAGCGAUAAGACACCCUAUACACAUAUAAGUGAUGGAAGAGAAACAGGCACAGACUCGACCCUUUGUCCAGUUCAACAACAGCAUCCGGCUUAUGGCUACAAAGUGCAAAAUCUGUUGCGAGCAUCUGUGGGUCAAGCCUGAUGUUUAACGAUUCCCUCUUUCCUCCCUACAAGUCUUGGAGACUCUGGGAACAGCCAGGGACACUUGUGGUUCUAGGCAGCAGGUCUAAAGACAAAAAUAGAAAUGGAAACAGAAUAGACAUACUGUCGGAAGAACUCUUAAAUGGAAGCUAGGAAAGAAGAAUAAAAGGAAGAAUCAAAGACAUGCAAAUGGCACCUGUGCCAGUGGCACGUUAAUGUACCCAUUACACUCUCGGAGUGGUUCACACACACACACACACACACACACAGACACACACACACACACAUUGUGUUAAUACUUUACCCUGUUUAUGCAGGACUUUUAAUGCUUGGUGAAAGUGAAUUAGGGCAAAAUAUAUUUACAGAAUUAUUCAGGAGUGUGUAAUUAUUCAAUUAAGACAACCAUUAGUUACACCAAGUGAUAGUAAUGGUGGUAGCUUUAAUUGGCAGUUGUUGGUAACUUACUGGAAUGGCAAAAUGGGGGAAAAGAGGGAGGGGGGCAGGCCUGGAACUGGUGUCUUUGAUCCUGAAUUGAUGAUGGUAGUUGUGUUCUUGGAAAGCACUUAUUUGUCUGAAAUGGAAUUGAGAUGUGCCAAAUCUGGGACAUGAUGUGGAAUGUACAACCCAAAUAACUGUUAGUAUUUGUGCAAGAAUUAACUUAAUCAGGCGAAUAAAUUACAAGACAGGAAGCAAUAAUGGUUUCACAGCAAAAUUUUCAGCUUGUUUGGAGGGGCAGGGGUAAAGACAUAAGAAAGGUACUUUUUAUUUCUUUUCUUUUUUGUUAUUUCUUUUUUUUUUUAAUUUUUAUAAAAUAUACAUUUCAGAGAAGGAAAGUGCAAUAUUAUUUAAGAAAUUAGUUCAAUAUAAUUUAAGAAACUGCCAAGGUUGACUUUGCCAUUCAUCCUUUUGGGACAAUAAAAUAAGUACCAGAUAAACUCUGCAGUUGAUAUAAUUUGUUUUCUCCUUCCCUCAAAACUGCUGGCCUUGUGUCAAAAUUAGAAAGUAUUAUUAUUAUUAUCAUUACUAUUUUACCCGGUGAGCUGGCAGAAUUGUCAGCAGACCUGGUAAAAUGCUUAGAGGCAUUUUGUCUGUCUAUGUUCUGAGUUCAAAUACCCCAAAGUUGGACUUUGCCUUUUGUCCUUUCAGGGCCAAUAAAAUAAGUACCAGUUGAGCAUUGGGGGUUAAUGUAGUCAAACGCCUUGAAGCUUGGUGACCUUGUGCCAAAAUUGGAAGUCAUUAUUAUUAGUAAUGAUAAUAAUAUCAAUAAUAAUAAUAAUAAUAAUAAUAAUAAUAAUAAGGGUGCAAAAGCUGGCAGAGUUUGAUGAGAACCUGAGAAAAAUUGCAUUGCAGUCUUUGUUUUGUCUCCUUUCACUGUUUGUGUGUAAUUGUUGCAGGAAGGGAAUGGGUCAUUAUUUCAUCACCCCGCAACAGAGGUGAACGACAGAGAUGACCUCAACAAAAUUGGAAUUCAAAACAUAAAGAGUCACAGAAAAUUUUGGGAAAGUCAUUGUUCAGAAGAAGUCAGAAAAGAAAAGAGAAGAGAAAUCUUGGAUGUGAAUACUUUCAGUUUUGCAACUGUGCUGAAGCCUUGCAUUAAAGACAAAUUGACCAAGAACUGAACUAUGGCUAUUGCUGUUGUGUUUCUCGUAACAUUUUUGGUGUCAUCUAUUCUCUAUAUCUUUUCUGUUGUGUGGAAAGAAUUUAAGACUUUGCGGGCCCGACAAAUAGCUGCUUCCAAGUUCCAUUGUUUGCCAAGACAUUGGUUGUGGGGCAAUCUGAAGCAAAUUAAAAGUCCCGUUGAUCUAAUCAACAUCCCAAUGAAGAUGGUGGCUGCCAAGCACCAUUCCUACAGCCUCUGGAUCACAUCGUUCUUUCCUGACAUCACCAUCGUCCACCCAGACGCUCUCAAACCAAUCAUUUGUUCAGCAGAACCAAAACCAAUGAAAAUAGUCGGCUACAACUUUGUCCUGCCAUGGUUGGGAGAUGGUUUGCUCCUUAGUAGCGGCAAGAAAUGGGAACGUAAUCGCAAACUGCUGACGCCUGCUUUUCAUUUUGAUAUUCUCAAGUCCAACAUUAGUGUCUUUAAUUUGGCUUCAGAUAAACUGAUUAAACAACUGGAGGUUCUGGCCGUAUCUGGUGAUGUUGUCAACCUUUUCAAAUAUAUGUCCAACACAGCCCUGGACAUCUUGUUACGUUCUGCCCUCUCCUAUUCAGAGGAAGAAGCGGGAUCAAAGGCACAUGCUUCCUACAUUGAUGCUGUGAAUGAACUUUGCUACCUCCUGGGCAAAAGAGCUUUUAACGUUCUCCAUUUUAUUACCUGGAUUUACAAAUGGUCAGCUGACGGCAAAAAAUUCUUUAAACUCUGCGACCAAGUUCAUAAAUUCUCAGAGAACAUCAUUAAAGCUCGCAGGAAAACAUUGGAGGAGAACCCUGACGCAAUCCGAAAUAAACGUAAAGUCGACUUCUUGGACAUCAUGCUUCUAGCAAGAGAUUCCAGUGGAGUUGGUUUAUCCGAUAUUGACAUCAGAAAUGAAGUUGAUACAUUCAUGUUUGCAGGCCACGACACCACAGCUUGCAGCCUCAGCUGGAUGGUAUACUCGUUAGGCUGUUAUCCAGAUCAUCAACAGAAGGUUUAUGAAGAAAUCUCACAGGUGAUGCAAGAUCGACAAGAUGUCACUUGGGACGACAUCCCCCAGUUCCGUUACCUCACGGCCUGUCUCAAAGAAUCCAUCCGUCUCUUCUCUACGGUACCCAUUAUAACUCGUGUACUUACAAAGCCAAUGGAGAUUGAUGGCCACAUGCUUCCAGUGGGAUCCUCGGUGACCGUAAACAUCUAUGCAAUCCAUCAUAAUCCUGAUGUUUGGAAGGAUCCCUAUGAGUUUUUACCUGAACGAUUCCUGGACAGUCCUUCACCCCAGACUUCGUUCAAUUACAUACCUUUCUCGGCUGGACCACGCAACUGUAUUGGACAGAAUUUUGCAAUGCUGGAAAUGAAAGUAAUUCUAGCCAAAAUCAUCAGAAAUUUUGAAAUCUCCCGUGUACCAAAUUUCAAAGCUGAGCCCUCUCCGGAAGUCGUGCUCAAGUCCAACACUGGCAUCAAAGUGAUUCUAAAACCAAGGGUGUAGAAGAAAUUCCAAGACAAUUUUUUGGAUUCUACUAAGUAUUUUUAUUUGCAUUGACUAAAGAGUAAUGACUGAAUGCAAAAGUCUGAUAACUCAUCAAACAUCUGAGAUGAUAAAACACAACAAUACUCUCUGGGUCAUUGCAGAAACCAAGAUAACUGCUUUGGUCUUUCAGGAAUCCUGGUUUCUCUGAACCGAAAUAUAUUUGGUUCCUUUGAACUUACAGAUAAUAUUAAUAAUAAUCAUUAUAAUAAUGUCUCCUUUAUACCACUGUGGUUGUCUGACACCUUCAGCAAAUGUCUUUUGCAAUGGCCCCCAAGCUGAUCAAAAUCUUUCGAGUGGAUUUGAUAAAUAGAAACUAAAAGAAGCUCGUCAUGUGUGUGUGUGUGUGUGUCUGUAUGUUCAUACAUCUUGUCUACAUAUCAUAUGAGUCAUAAACAACCAAGACUGUCGUACGAGUAAUGUUGUUUGUUUCCAGUCUUCCGUGGAAAGCAUCUCUGGCCAGGGGAAAUAUUUACCUUCUUUGAAGACAGUUAAAAAAGUUGGUGACACGAAGAAUAUCCAGCUAUAGAAAAUCUACUACAUCCAUCUGACCCAUGCAAGCAUGGAAAAGUGGACGUUAAAUGAUGACGAGGAGGAGGAGCAUUAUUUCUCUUCUUUUCUCUCUGACCACUGACCAUUGAAAUUCAAACUAAAUAUUGUAUCAACUGAGUUCAUUUAUAUCUUAUUGCAUCAUCCAAAUGUCUAAAAAGCUAUGGGCAUGCUUCAGCUGCUUUCUCGUAACCACCAACAACACUUCAAACCAUUUGCUGUUUGCUUAAUCUUUAAAAUGUUGGAUUGUUAUAACGUCCACUUUCGUAUACAAUUUACUUAUUAAAACCAGUAAAGACACGACUGCUCCUCACCCCCUACUACGUACUCCAGUACUUCACAUACUUCUCUUCACUUACAGUGACUAGGUUAUUCCAUUCGUCACGGGGGAGGGGUGUAUCAUUACAAUUCCCUACAACUUCUAAGAAAAACGAUUUUCUGAGGGAUCUCUUGAAGGUAUCGACAAAGCGUUCUGCCUGUCCAUUAGGUCUGGGGUUGGUAUGGCACCAUAGUUAUAUAUUCUAUCAUGAAUGUUUCACAAAAAUUUUAAAAAUUUGCUAGACACGAACUGCGUUACAUUGUCAGUCUUUAUCUUGUCUGGGAUGUCAAAUCUUGCAAACAUUUUGUGUAAACAAUUUAUCACAGUUGAGGAGGUUAGUUUUUUUACACUUGUGAAUUUCAGGCCAUUUCAAAAAACUUAUCAACUACCACUAAAUAGUAAGAAACCAUUUAAAGGACCAGCGAAAUUGAUGUUUAGUCUCGACCAUGGAACACAUCUACUUUUGAACAAUGUUUACUUUUUAUCGUGGGCAAUUAUUUCAUUAUGGCUUUCAGACAGGUCUUCCACUUUUGUUUUACUGCAAUUUUUUGUUUUGGUUCCUCAGCUGCCUUCGAACCUUCGACUCAAUCAACUAUAUUUCCACACAAAACACUUAUUCCAUACUUUGAAGAGUCCCAUCCAUUCUGUGUCAGAUUAAGUGAAUCCUUUUUAAUCUAUGUAUCUUUGCCUUUUUUUCAUUUGACCUCAAAAUGUUACAUAUGAAUUCACUGUAAAAAUGUUUUCUCCAUAACACCAUGUACUACUUUUUGGAAUUAUUUUCAGCUUACUGACAUA
This is a messenger RNA of Octopus bimaculoides (California two-spot octopus), 5175 nucleotides long. Its product is annotated as ultra-long-chain fatty acid omega-hydroxylase. NCBI's taxonomy places the organism in Eukaryota, Metazoa, Mollusca, Cephalopoda, Octopoda, Octopodidae. Gene Ontology annotation, molecular function: iron ion binding; monooxygenase activity; oxidoreductase activity, acting on paired donors, with incorporation or reduction of molecular oxygen. The record is from RefSeq and is a predicted model, not a curated record.